AUGGAAACCGCUCUGGAACGCAAGCCAAAAAGGCCCCAUUACAUUCCUCGACCGCCAGGCAAGCCUUACAAGUACCAUUGUUUCCAGUGUCCUUUCACCUGCAAUGAAAAGUCCCAUCUCUUUAACCACAUGAAAUAUAACUUGUGUAAGAACUCCAUCUCCCUGAUGUCACAGAAAAAUGGGCAAACAGCCCGACAGGUCAAGGCUGUAGUAAAAGAAUUCCCUGACAAAUCUAAGGACUGUCCAAGCCCCCUGCCAGCAGUUCAGGACAAUAGUCCUGAGACAGAAGGUACUGAGGGGAACAAGGCUGAGAGCAGAGAAGACACAGAAGAAGUAGACGUUGGGUGUGACAGCCCAGUCAAUAAGGACAGCCAGAGUGUGACAAAAUCAAAUACAGUAAUAGAGGGAGAGAAUAGCAAUGAGAACAAGUCUGUGCCGCGCCCAUCGGCCUUCUCCCUCGUCACACCCAAAAGUGACGGAGCAGAAGCCUUUAAGUCAUCGGUGCAGCAGCCAGAGGAUUCACAAGAUCCUGUUCCCACUUUCAACCACCCAGGCUUCCCAUGGGGCACGAUUUCAUCAUCCAUUUCCUUAAAACCAUUCCCUCCUCCCAUGGUUCCUGAAUACACUCCUUAUCUCCUGCCUGACCGGCACCUGUAUCCACCAUACUACCUCCCAACAAAUCACCAUGCAAAUGAGCCAAACCCCCCACCUUUCCGGCCAGAGUUUAUGGAUCCCCAGAGGCCCAUGGUUCCACAACCCAUUGCCCCACCUCACAGUGCCCUCUUUUCCCCAUACCCAUACAGAUACUGCCACCCUCUUCAUCCGGGCCCCCCUCUGCAUUUCACCCUGUACAGACCCCAUGAGCUCCCCAUGCCAAUCACAGGACCCAGAUAUCUUCCUUUGGAUUUGUAUGGACCGGCCCUUGGGCCCAAGGAUUAUGACUCGCACAUGCAUUCCCGAUCCAGUCUUGACAGCAUCAACACAUCUGCGCAAGAGGAGAGCAACCACGGGCAAAGUGGAGACAAGGAAACCAGGCUGAGUCCUAAAGAGGGCUGUUCAGCCUUAGGGUCCCCUGACAGACCCUGUCAUGCACACAUCAUCCAGAGAGACACAGAAGCCCCACACUACACCAACAAGAGUGACCCACAGGCAACCACCCAACUAGGACACACAGCUGCACCCAAUCAACCCAUCCAAUCCGACAUUACACUCGAGGAGUCUGCAAGAAGCUUGCUGCAGUUAAGAACUCUGUAUGUGGAUGGAGGAUUGGCUGAGAGCAACAGAUAUUCCUCUGUUCCCGUUUCUGAGCCAUGUCCUGAAACAACACCAGACCAAGAUGAUGAGGAUAACAGAGAAGAUUACCCCCUAAACCUCUCAACGAGGAACCAGGACAAAGAAAAAAGUCCAUGUGACCACAGACUGAGGUGCUCAGAAACAGAGGACUUAAACAGUCAAGAGUUGCCUCUAAACCUCAGCCUGCGAGCUUCACAUAGCAGCCCUGUGCACAGCUCUGCCCUCAGCACUUCAGUAGAUCUCCAGCAGAGGCCAGACGCUGAUCUGGAUGAAGAGCCAUGUGACCAGAGGCAGACUGCAGCACUGGCACUCUGUCAGCUAGCCAUUGCAAGCUCUGCUGCCUCUUUAUGCGACUUUAGCACUGCAGAUCGGCCCACAGAGGAUUCCACGGACACUAUAAGUUCUGGCUCUCCAAAGAAGACAAAACACACAACUACGGCUAAGAAAACUGGUGUGAAAAGAGCAAACGCUGGCCAGGCUGACAAAAAGUGCCAUAAACCAAACAAAAGAGUAAAAACAGGACGGGCUCUGAGGAAAAGGUCUCGUUGCUGA
Molecule: messenger RNA, 1845 nt
Organism: Anoplopoma fimbria (sablefish)
Lineage: Eukaryota; Metazoa; Chordata; Actinopteri; Perciformes; Anoplopomatidae
Gene: znf750
Product: zinc finger protein 750
Biological process (GO): epidermis development; positive regulation of transcription by RNA polymerase II
Cellular component (GO): nucleus
Molecular function (GO): promoter-specific chromatin binding; DNA-binding transcription activator activity, RNA polymerase II-specific; RNA polymerase II cis-regulatory region sequence-specific DNA binding
Source: RefSeq, a predicted model, not a curated record